AUGUCAAUUGCAACGAAAAGCGACGGAGAGGCCACAGGAAACUUCUCGUUGGUGGCGGCACAUUCGCAUAUCACGGGACUCGGACUGGAUGACCAGCUUCAGCCGCGCGAGAACAGCCAGGGCAUGGUUGGCCAGUUGAAGGCAAGAAAGGCUGCUGGUGUGAUUUUGAAGAUGAUUCAGCAGGGAAAGAUUGCCGGUCGUGCAAUGUUGAUUGCUGGACCGCCUUCAACAGGAAAAACGGCUAUUGCUAUGGGAAUUUCGCAAAGUUUGGGCAGUAACGUUCCGUUCACCGCGAUUGCAGGAUCGGAGGUGUUUUCCAGAGAGAUUUCCAAGACAGAGGCUUUGAAUCAGGCGUUCAGAAAAAGUAUAGGAAUUCAGAUCAAGGAGGAGACCGAAGUGAUCGAGGGAGAGGUUGUGGAGAUCCAGAUCGAUAGAUCUCUGACUGGAGGUCACAAGCAAGGAAAAUUGACUAUUAGAACCACCGACAUGGAAACCAUCUACGAAUUGGGAAACAAGAUGAUCGAUGAACUGACAAAGGAAAAAGUGAUUGCGGGAGAUGUGAUUUCCAUCGACAAAUCUAACGGUAAGAUUGCCAAGCUGGGACGUUCGUACACCCGUGCUAGAGACUACGAUGCCAUGGGACCAGACACCAAGUUUGUUUCUUGUCCUGAAGGAGAAUUGCAAACCAGAAAAGAGGUUGUUCACACGGUGUCGUUGCAUGAGAUUGACGUGAUAAACUCGAGACAACAGGGCUUUUUGGCUCUUUUCAGUGGAGACACUGGAGAGAUCCGGUCUGAGGUCCGUGACCAGAUCAACCUGAAGGUUGCCGAAUGGAAAGAGGAAGGAAAGGCCGACAUUGUUCCUGGAGUUCUGUUCAUCGACGAGGUGCACAUGCUGGACAUCGAAUGUUUUUCGUACAUCAACAGAGCGUUGGAGGACGAUUUUUCGCCGAUUGUGAUUAUGGCCACCAAUAGAGGUAUUUCGAAAACCAGAGGAACCAAUUACAAGUCUCCGCACGGACUACCAUUGGAUCUGCUUGACCGGUCGAUCAUUAUCCGGACCGAGAGCUACCAAGAGGACGAGAUCAAGAGUAUUUUGUCUAUCAGAGCGCAAGAAGAGGAGGUGGAGCUGAGUGCGGACGCGUUGAGUUUGCUCACCAAGAUCGGCACGGAAACCUCGUUGAGAUACGCCGCAAACCUGAUCUCUGUGAGUUACCAGAUCGCGAAAAAGAGACGUGCCGACACCGUUGGAUUGGACGAUGUCAAAAAGAGCUACAUGUUAUUCAUUGACAGUGCACGUAGUGUGCAGUUUGUUGAGGAAAACAGCCACCAAUAUGUUGACGACGAGGGCAAUGUGGACGUGAUGGACGUUGGAGCAUGA
Ogataea philodendri is the source of this 1380-nucleotide messenger RNA. RefSeq lists its product as uncharacterized. The coding region runs from base 1 to 1380 and encodes 459 amino acids. The record is from RefSeq and is a predicted model, not a curated record. Gene Ontology annotation, biological process: chromatin remodeling; regulation of transcription by RNA polymerase II; box C/D snoRNP assembly. Lineage: Eukaryota; Fungi; Ascomycota; Pichiomycetes; Pichiales; Pichiaceae. Gene Ontology annotation, molecular function: ATP binding; DNA helicase activity; ATP hydrolysis activity. Gene Ontology annotation, cellular component: R2TP complex; NuA4 histone acetyltransferase complex; Swr1 complex. The transcript has a single exon.